This is a messenger RNA of Ceratosolen solmsi marchali, 1067 nucleotides long. RefSeq names its product probable ribosome production factor 1. Gene Ontology annotation, biological process: maturation of 5.8S rRNA; maturation of LSU-rRNA. NCBI's taxonomy places the organism in Eukaryota, Metazoa, Arthropoda, Insecta, Hymenoptera, Agaonidae. The record is from RefSeq and is a predicted model, not a curated record. The transcript has 3 exons. Gene Ontology annotation, cellular component: nucleolus; preribosome, large subunit precursor. The coding region runs from base 28 to 1035 and encodes 335 amino acids. Gene Ontology annotation, molecular function: rRNA primary transcript binding.
AAAAGAAAAGAAAAAGAAAAGUUCAAAAUGAAGCUGAAUAAUUUAGUGCUUAAUCCUUUGAAACGUGUUAAACAAAAAAGAAUAAAGGAUGAAAACGAUGAAGGAACGUCCCAAGAGGUUAUAUUGCCUCGUGAAACUGGUAUCAAUCACAUAAAAUGUAAAGCCAUUAGGCUAAAAAAGAAUGAGGAACUACAAAGGGAAAAGAAAAAAAUCAAAAAGUUGAGGAGAAAAGCAAGAAUAGAAGCAAAUGAGCCGAAACAAGUUCCGCAUACAAUAGAAAGUUUAAGGGAAAAAGAUGAGACUAUGAUCUAUGGAGAUAUCAAUAGUGAAGAAAAUGAAGAAGUUAGAAUUGAUAUGGAACAUGAUGAAUUUGCUGCCUAUUAUAGGCAGGAAUAUGAGCCUAAGGUUUUAAUUACUUAUUCGGACAAUCCUCAUACAAAGACGAGAAUAUUUGGAAGAGAGUUGACUAGAAUCAUACCAAAUUCAACGUCGUUAUAUAGAAAUCGUUCCGGAAUAAAAAAAAUAGUUAAAAGUUGUGUACAGAAAAAUUUUACAGAUAUAAUUGUUAUCAAUGAAAAUCAGUGUAAACCAAAUGGUAUGUUAAUAAUUCAUUUGCCCGAUGGUCCUACAAUAAACUGCAAAUUAAGCAAUGUAAAAAUUACUCCUGAAUUAAGACGAAGUCACAAAGAAAUAACCGAACAUCGUCCAGAAGUUAUAUUAAAUAAUUUUACAACUCGACUGGGCCACACGGUCUCAAGAAUGUUUGGAGCUCUCUUUCACUACCAGCCUGAAUUUAAAGGACGAAGAGUUGUAACAUUUCAUAAUCAACGUGAUUAUAUUUUUUUCAGACAUCAUAGAUAUGAAUUUAACAAGAAAACAGGUAAGCCAAGAUUACGAGAAUUGGGACCAAGAUUUACCUUAAAGUUAAGGUAUUUGCAACAUGGAACAUUUGAUAGUAAAUAUGGUGAUUACGAAUGGACUAUUCAAGGUAGACGACAUCAAAUGGAAACUAGUCGAAGAAAAUUUUUCCUUUAAAUUAAUAUUAUCAAAGUUUUUUUAAAAUUUAU